GUUUUUUCCAUCAGCAGGAAUCAAUACAUCAAUCAAUGCUCAUGAAAAAAACAGUUUAAGGGCAAUGAGUGGUUGCUGUGGUAGUCACAUGCUCAUUUUGUUGAUGUCCUUACAUAACUUUCUUGUCCUUUAAUUACCUAAUUUUACGUAUUUCUUAAUAUAAAUACAUCAACUGUCCCAAACAGUGUUAAUGAUAUCAGCAUAUCACUGUUACCUUGGUAGUAAUUGUAAGUCUGUGAACAGUUGUGGAAUUCAAUGUGCCUAGAGGUAUUAUGUAAUGUCGGGACUGCUGAAUAGAGAGCCAGUUACUGAUGGCCAACCUUUUCUGUUGCUGUUCAUGUUGCGUAUAUAUUCAUAGAAACAGUGCACACUGAGUUAUAACUGUGGGUAUUUGUCUCUGCCUGUCUGUUGCGUGUAUUGUGGCUGCAGCAUGAGUUUAUGUCGAGUUGUGUUAGUGUAGAGCUGAGUUGCCGGGGCUGUGUCACACAGGGAGUCACCACGAGAGGGAGGGACUUAGGCAGCAGGACAAUGCUGGUGUUUGUGCAACGGCCCCUGAGUGGCGGCUGGCUCUCUCAGAUCGCUCUCGCUUGACUACCAUUGCUGCACACAUUGUUGAAGUGAAAGGAAAGUGGACAGCUUGAUCCUGUCUGUGGGAUGCACCGACUGAGCCCUUUGUUAAAUGCUGGAUUCCAAUUGUGGUGAAAGAAUACCGACUGUAUGAGAGAGACUGGGUUUUGAUGUGAGGUACAACAAAGCAGAAAGGCUGGCCAGAAGACACAAAUUCAACAUUAGUGGUUUUGGCCACAACAGAAAAAAAAGGGCGUCCACCCCUGCCGUACCAGGGCAAAGAAGAAGAAGAAGGCGGUCCAUUGCUGCCACAUUAGAAGAAUCAGUGGGCGGCAUUUGUGGCGUGGGUGGGCAGGUGAGGGUUGAGCUGCGGUGACAACUUUGGCCUGCGUGCUGAAGUGUGGGAGGGAAGAGGAAGAGGAAAAAGGAAGACAAAGAGGAGGGGUUGGUGGUGGAGGAGGAGGAGGACGAGGAGGAGGAGGAGGAGAGGAGAGGAGUAGUAGGCCUGGGCCUGGAGCCCAAACACAAGCAGGAUGUCGGAGAAGAAAGUUAGCAGCCUCCCUGCUAAGCUGAUUAAUGGGGGCGUGGCAGGCCUGGUUGGUGUGACAUGUGUAUUUCCUAUUGACCUGGCCAAGACCCGCCUACAGAACCAGCAGGGCGUCCAAGUCUACAAAGGAAUGCUGGAUUGCCUUGCCAAGACGAUACGCUCGGAAGGCUAUUUUGGAUGCUACAGAGGUGCAGCCGUGAACCUCACUCUAGUUACGCCAGAAAAAGCCAUCAAGCUGGCUGCCAAUGACGUCUUCAGACAGAAGCUGUCUAAGGACGGGCAUUUGCCCCUGUGGGGGGAGGUACUGGCAGGGUGUGGGGCUGGGACGUGUCAGGUGGUCGUCACCACUCCCAUGGAGAUGCUUAAGAUCCAGCUGCAGGAUGCAGGAAGGCUCGCUGCCCAGAGGCCUGUUCGAACUCCAGCUCAGGCUGCUGCUCCGGGAUCAGGUCCAGCUCCAUCGUUGGUAGCCCCACCACCGGCGCAACCUCGACCUCGGCCCUCAGCCACCGGCAUCACUGCGGAGCUGCUGAAGACUCGUGGGCUGGCAGGCCUCUACAGGGGAGCAGGAGCCACCUUAAUGAGGGAUGUCCCCUUCUCAAUGAUCUACUUCCCACUGUUUGCCAACCUAAACGCACUGGGCCUUGAAAAAGUGGGUGAUGUGCAGGCCCGGGCGCCAUUCUGGCAGUCGUUUUUGGCAGGCUGCACUGCAGGCUCAGUGGCAGCUGUGGCUGUAACACCACUGGAUGUCAUAAAGACUCGCCUGCAGACCUUGCAAAAAGGUGAGGGAGAGGACACAUACAGAGGAAUCGUUGACUGCACACGGCGCAUCAUGAUGCGAGAGGGCCCAUCAGCAUUCCUGAAGGGUGCAACAUGCCGUGCUCUCGUCAUCGCCCCUCUAUUUGGCAUUGCACAAGGUGUCUACUUUCUCGGGGUAGGGGAGACGGUGCUAGGUUUGCUGGGAUAGCAGUGCUUGGCAUUGGUGGUGGUGGUGGUUGUGUUGUCUCUGCUGCUUUAAUCUGCAGUGAAUGAAUGACACAACUGGGUGAAUGGUGAAUACAGAGAGAGGGGAAAUACGGCCACAAUCUGCUAACCAAAGGAAGACGGGACGGUCUGAGAAAUGAAGAGGCUCUAUUUACUAAUAUGUGAACCGAUGGGUUCACACUAAUCAUGUUUCUCUAGGUUUGUACAUGCUGUUAACAGGGGUCUGGAAGUUCAACAGGGUCCUGUGUAUGUGUGUGACUAAUCUGAGGGUAUGUCUCAAGUUGUCUGGGUUUUCCCGGCAUGCUUGCUGCAAUAUGUCCGGGGCUGUCCUUUCACCUGAGACAGAUUAUUCUGUCUGGUUGUUAAGCGAGAGCUGCUGCAUGUUGUCUGAGGCUGCUAACUUAAAUGCCUACCGAGCUGACCAUUUGUGUGGUCAUGACGAAGAACUGUGCAUCAUCCUAUGUAAGUGACAAAUCCCCUUUUCAAUCUUUAUCAGAAAAUAAGAUUGCAUAACGUUUGAUGUCAGAGUCUGAACUGGCUAUUUUGGUCUGACUUCAAAUGCCAAUUACUUUAGAUUACAAUGUUUGAUGUGUUUCUCUGAAAAAAAAAAGCUUAAUGUCCUUCUGCCUACCCUGUUAUGUGUUCCUCCCACUCCACCCGUGAGGUCUGAGUUGUAAUCUUGGAUUCCCUCAGUGGAUUGGGAGGUGCUGGCUGCCAGAAACUGUAAGGUCAUUUGUUAAUCUGAUGGUAAUGCUUUAAUCCCAGCAUUAGUGUACAAUAUACCCUAACACACAGCUCACUUCCUGCCUAAAGGCCACAGGUUAGACUGCUGGGCCUUUGUCUCAUAGCCUUGACUUCCUAUUCUCCUCACAGCUUGGAAGGGUUUUGGCCCAGGGCUCAUUUUACUUGCUUAGAUACACAUAUAAAUACAUUGCUUCAAAUGAUGUGCGCACAAUAACUAAAAAAAACAUGCAAUUAAAGCCUUAUCAUUGCUGAUAGUUUCUAAAGCAUCAAAACUGUAAGUCUUAAACAAAUUCAGUGGAAUUGGUGGUGUUGAAACAUUGAUUUGGUACUUGAGUCCAACUUAGCGAGGACAAUUCAAUUUGUUGAACCCAUGGAGGGAGUAUGGCACCUUGUCUCGCCAACUGUUUGCCAUUACUGAAGUCCACUGGGUGGCACUAAAAGCUUUUUUUUUUUUUGUUUUUUUUGUUUUUACACAUUUUUAAUGCAAGACACAUUUUGAUGUGGCUAGUGUACCUAGGCUACUACAUUUUCCUCAUUGUAGAGUGAACAUAGCCUGAGUAAACUGUUUGUUUACAAGCUGUAAAUAAAGAUAUCUCAUACAUGCUGA
Epinephelus lanceolatus (giant grouper) is the source of this 3446-nucleotide messenger RNA. It is a transcript of the gene slc25a18, whose product is annotated as solute carrier family 25 member 18. Gene Ontology annotation, molecular function: L-aspartate transmembrane transporter activity; L-glutamate transmembrane transporter activity. Lineage: Eukaryota; Metazoa; Chordata; Actinopteri; Perciformes; Serranidae. Gene Ontology annotation, biological process: aspartate transmembrane transport; L-glutamate transmembrane transport; malate-aspartate shuttle. The record is from RefSeq and is a predicted model, not a curated record.